This is a messenger RNA of Callithrix jacchus (white-tufted-ear marmoset), 1021 nucleotides long. NCBI's taxonomy places the organism in Eukaryota, Metazoa, Chordata, Mammalia, Primates, Cebidae. The record is from RefSeq and is a predicted model, not a curated record.
GAGAGGAGGAAGAGAGUGGGUUUUUGAAAAUAUCUUUUGGAGCUGCUGGAUCAAGUCUCACUUGAAGCUAGAACUAAAUCUGCACUUUUAAUGUAUAUAUCCAGUAAAAAGCUCUUUAUGUUGUAAGCCAGUUUGAGGUGGAUUUUUGUCACUAUGGCUAAAAGAACCCUCGCUGAUUCUACACCUAACUCACAGGCCUGUUGUGAGGUUUAAAUGAAACAGUACCUAGAGAAGUCUGGUACACAAAUAACACUCAAUGAAUGUAUUAUUUAAUUUCUUCUCCAAAGGAGAGAGGCUAAGAGUACUGCCCAGCCACAGGCUCUCAACCACCACCCCGAGCCUCACAGUCUCCUCACACAGCCACAGCCGGAGAACGAUAUGCGGCCCACGUGGUGUGGUUCUAAUUCCUCUGACAUCUCAUUUUCACUGUUUGGCAAUAUUUGUCUCAUCAAGCUUACACAUAAAUGUUUUCAGCAAAGUGCUCCAAAUGCCUUUUUCAGGAAUCCGAAUCCACAUGAAAACAACGGCAACAAGAGAAAGGUGUAAACUUUCCAGAACAGGCCCAGAAUCUGGAAAUGUGAUAAAGACGUUAUUGUGCACCCGAACUUUUCACACAAGAAUUGGAGGAGAUUUAACACAUGGAAUAAUAAACAGAGGAAGGCUGGCUAAUGCAGAGCAGAUGGGCCUGCAGGGCAGUGCUCAGCACUUCAACCUCUUCCCUUUGGACCUUUGGACUCAAGGUAAGAAAACUGAGUUUCAGAAGAGGGAGGGGACUCACUGAAUCCCAGCGGCUGGCAGACCUGGGACUGCAAACCAGCCUUCCAUUGCUGCACGCAGGCGUCUCUUCUCGCGUGGGAUCACAGCAUCUGAGGGAGUGAAAAGAGGAAGAGGCUGUGAUGGAGCACAGCAGGUGCGCGGGGAUGCCUGGAAAACAGAAUUAGGAGGGCCCUGGGUCAGCACUGCUCUGCACUGGCUGGGUAGGGCUAUCCUGAUUCUAGAGUGAUCUUGGUUCCUGGGAUAG